Molecule: messenger RNA, 871 nt
Organism: Cantharellus anzutake
Lineage: Eukaryota; Fungi; Basidiomycota; Agaricomycetes; Cantharellales; Hydnaceae
Exons: 3
Coding region: 266-739 (157 amino acids)
Source: RefSeq, a predicted model, not a curated record
AUGGGAUCCUGAUCGAUUGGACACAAUCCAUUUCGAGCAAUCGGUGGGAAUCCAGGCUCUACAUUGCCAUUUGGUUCUUGUUCUGCAUCGACCCGUUUUUCGUUUUCAAAAGGAGAAAAACGAGGAAGAAGCUGCAUCACACCUGGCGCGGCGUCAAACGUGCCUCAGGGCCGCAAUUUCAUGGAGUCGUAUCGCCCACACCUUUUCCCAACGAAGCGUCUUGAUAUCUCCCGAGAUUGUCUACACCACCUUCAUAUCUGGCGCCAUGCUACUGACAGGUUUAUACUCCCCUGAAGGGAACGGGGAUGGGUUUGACAGAGAAAUAUUAAUGGCGGCGUUUUCACAAUGCCUAGCCAUGCUCCAUGGGCUGGAGAGAAGAUGGGAGGGGGUCAGGUGGGCGGUCGCAAUUUUAGAAAACCUGGCCAGUUUCAAUCAGAAUGGCAGGGCAAGCGAUGCUGUCGAACACCCACUGCCAAAAACCAUCAUUCCUACAGAACGUCACAAUCCUCUCCACGCAUCUUGGGACACGAAGACUUCCCCUAUGUUCCCAAGCGAUUUUGAAUGGGCCCGGAUCACGACCCCCGGAGCGAAGUGCCUCCACCAAGACUUAUUCGAUCAAAUGGAUAGCGCAGCCGAACCCGAUGGACUUGAUGCUCACUUCUGUUUCCAAGGCAUUUUAUCCUUGGAAGAAGCGUGGGGUCAAUUCUCGGCUCCACCACAGGAGCUCUAUUGCAACUGAACGAUGCUAUCAGAACGUGGCUGCAGCGCUGGCCACGUUCAGGCAUUAGGGCCCGCUGUACAUAAUCUUGCUUGUAACGCACGAUGCCAAAUGCACACAUGCCGGGUGAUGAUCACCUUGCACUUCAGCACU